Messenger RNA from Sebastes umbrosus (honeycomb rockfish), 1926 nucleotides. Its product is annotated as signal-regulatory protein beta-2-like. The record is from RefSeq and is a predicted model, not a curated record. Gene Ontology annotation, biological process: response to bacterium. The transcript is spliced from 5 exons. Bases 118 to 1197 code for a protein of 359 amino acids. Lineage: Eukaryota; Metazoa; Chordata; Actinopteri; Perciformes; Sebastidae.
UCUGAAUUAACUGCUGUCUCGAGUGGAUUAACCAGAAAAUGCUGAUCAUAUUUUGUGUAGCUUUCAUCUUCACAUUUGGGAGUAAGUAUGUGUACAUAAUUCAGUUUCACUUCUGUUAUGUUUCACUUAUUGUCACUUUUUUAUGGUAACUUUGUUGUUAAUGUAUCAUACGCAAUUUCUUUUUCAGAAUGCACAGACAACCAAAGCUUUGUGACGCAGACUGUUUGUGUUGGAGAAGAUGUGAUUCUAACAUGUAGCCGCCAAUCUGAAUUGGCAGGAUACUUAUUUUGGAUCCGACUUGUUGCUGGAAACUUCCCUGAAAUCUUAGCAGCCACUUAUACUUUUGAUGAAGGCAAUGUUAAUAAGACUCCACGCAUAAUCGCAAAAAAAGAGCCUGGAACAUUUGUUCUACAUAUUACCAAAACAGAGCUGAGUGAUUCUGCAUUUUACUACUGUCAACAAGUGGUUGAACUACAGUCAACAUUUCUGAAUAAAACCUUCCUGAGAGUCAAAGGACCAGAACCUGAUAUCACUGCCGUCACUCAAGACUUUCAGUCUGAUCUGGUCCGUCCAGGAGACUCAGUGACUCUGCAGUGUUCAGUCCUCUCUGACUCUGAGAACAAAUGUCCAGGAGAACACAGUGUGUUCUGGUUCAGAGCCGGAUCACAUGAAUCUCAUCCCAGUUUAAUUUACGCUCAUGGAAACGGCGGUGAAUGUGAGAACAGUACCGAGGCUCGUUCUCAACAGAAGUGUGUCUACAGCUUCUCUAAGAACGUCAGCUCCUCCGAUGCCGGGACUUAUUACUGUGCUGUGGCCACGUGUGGGGAGAUAUUUUUUGGAAAUGGAACAAAACUGGACCUUGAAGCCUCCAACAUGUCGCUUGGUGAUUGUCAGAGGGCAAAUACAACUCUGUGUCUGUUGUGUGUAGCUUUGGCUCUAAGUUUGAUUGUUAUAGCCUCACUGAUAUACACCAUCAAGAAAAAACAGAGCUUUCAUGGUUGUGAUGCCCUGCAAACACUUGCUGCAACAACCACUGGUGAUCAACAAAUUGAGCAGAUAGAUGAAGACUCGUUGGUUUAUGCUGUACCAAACUUCACCAGAGGGAAAGCUGGCAGGAGUGCAAGGAGAGGAGCAAAUUCAGUCGAGGGAGAGACCAUCUACAGUGCUGUCAUCUACACUGCUGUGGCAGAUGUUUAGCAGCAUGAUAUGUUACAUUAAAUGGCAAAUUUUUACUUCUGUAAUUUGUUUAUCUUUACCCAAGGUCAGUGUAAUGUGUGUUUGCUACUCUACCUGUCUCUUUUGUGUGUAGUAAAAAUGUUAAGCUCUAUGGGGAAGAUUUAUGUUCAAGCUUUCUGUCACAAAAGGCAAUAUGAUAACAUUUGGACAAAUAACUAACAAAUAGGAUGAAAGAACCAAGGUAUGUAAAGUAAAAUGUUUGAGUAAUAGAUUGCAUGUAGUUAAAGCAAUGUGAAACCAACACAUAACAGACCACUAAGUGCUGAUAAACUAACAUUACAGUAUAGUACAAUAAUGUAGUAAUCUAUAGUUUAUAGAAUGAAUGUAUAGCAUGGAAUUUGUACACAAAAGUGAGUGCUAGGGUGACUUCUUUUAAAUUUAUUUCAUUUAUUUCUUUUGCACUGUUAAGCAAGGGAAAUAUACUACUGUAGUUUACAACUUAGGGCUGAGUUAUAUCAACUCAUGGGCUGCUCACGAAAUGAAACUGAUUUUGAUAACAGACUGUUACUAGUCUGAAAGCAUGUAUCAUAUUUUCUUAAAUCCUAAUCUUAUGUUUAAAAACAAAAAAUAAAGUUUUUUUUUAAAGUCAACCGGAAUAGUCUAAUAUUUUUUUAAAGUUUCUUAAAACUCUUGAAAUUAAGUUAUGGCGUCAAUAGCAUGAAUCUCCUUAAAAUGUACUUGAAUAUUUAU